GGUGUCUCAUGUGACACUGCAUAGAUUGUCGGAUCUGGGAGCUAGCGAAGAAGAAAGCCCUGUGUAUUCUUGAAAGUUGCACGAUUUGACUGUUCCGCUUGAAUAUGGACGAACCUAGAGUAAUCACAACUCGUGGCUUAAAACAAGCGAAUUUUUCCGUAGGAGAGAAAAUACUAUGUUAUGAGCCUGAUGUUUCGAAAGCUAGAGUGCUUUAUGAUUCGAAAAUACUGGAUGUUGAUUGGACGAGAGACGAGAAAGGGAAAAGAAUUCCUGAAUAUCUUGUACACUUCAAUGGUUGGAACUCCAGCUGGGAUCGAUGGGCUCCUGAAGAAUACGUACUUAAACAUACAGAGGAGAAUGUAGACCUACAACAUCGACUGCAAGAAGAUGCCAGAGAAAAAUUGAAAAAGAAGAAAAAACCAUCACUUAAGGAAAAGGUGGACGCAGCAAGUGGUCCAGCGGAAGAAGAGGAAAGUAACAUGGAGACAGAUUAUACCAGUUCUGUGAGUGAUGAAGAUAGCAAUGACUCAAGUAGUGAUGAUGAAGAGGAGACAGAAGUGCCAAUUAUCAUUCCUGCUGCUCUCAUAUCGAAGCUUGAGGAGGAUUGUUACACAAUCAACUGUAAACAUAAGCUUGUGAAGCUUCCAUGCACACCAACAGUUUUAACAAUCCUGGAGGAUUAUAUCAAAUACUUUGCUGUGUCAAUAGACAAACAAGCUAAGUCCGUGCCGGCCACAUACUUAACUUCAGCAGGAACGCAGAAGGAGAUCCCUCAGCCACCAGCUCCAACUAAUAACUUGAAACUAUGUAAAGAAGUAAUGGAUGGUUUACGGAUCAUGUUUGACUUCAUGUUACCAGCAUGCUUACUCUACUUACCGGAGAAGAAACAGUAUGAGGUGUUAGUUGCCAAGAAGAAGGUCACAACUCAAGACGCCAAAUCCGAUGAGAAUGGAGCUCCAGCAGUUAAAGGUCGUAAAAGAAGCCGGAAGUCAUCAUCUGGUAGUAUAUCUCCACCAGUUCUUGAGCCUCAGGUAGCAGCCUCCUUCGACAUCCAAAAACCAGAGGAAACGGAGACAACACGGCGCAUUACACGCAGACUAUCCAGCAGCGGAGGUUUAGGAACUUCUGCAGCUGCACAUUCAGAAGGAAAGAAAAAGAGCACAGAAUCUAGCACUGCUGCAAACAGUUCCGCAGCACGGUUAUCAUCCUCCGUGGAUCACAGUCCUCAAAAGAAAGGCAGGCAAAGCCUUCGACAUUCCUCAAGGCUAGCCCUACAGACAUCUUGCCCUCCAGAUAUCAGUCAGGAUAAAGAAACCCCAAUCUCGCAUCCUUCAGCAGCUGAGCCUAUUAAGUCCGAAAAGCUUGAGGCUAAGCAAACUCUGUCAUCCUCAGCUUCUUCCAGAGAUAAGAAGGACUUUGGAGAUGCUAAGCAGAUUCUGCAAGCUGCAUGUUUCAUGCUAGUACCUGAAAAUGCCAGCCUUGAUGGGCAUGUUCUGCCUUCCAAGAUGUAUGGGAUGCACCAUCUCCUGCGCUUAUUUGUAAAACUACCAGAGUUAUUAGGAAAGAUGGAAAUUCCACCCAAAAAGCUGAAGCCAUUACAGAAACACCUGAACGUCUUCCUAAGAUACUUAGCGUCUCCCAAGGGCAUCAACGAGCUGUUUAAUAGCGACUCUUAUGUGGACUGGGCCGCCGGGUUCUAGUUGUCAACUUUAGUGCCAAAGCAGUUCACCAUAUAUGACAUCGUCAGCUCUAUGAUACCGCCAUAAUUUAAAUGUUUAUUUAUCUUGUGACUACCAUUCUUGGAACAAUUUUCUGUGUGGCCAAAGUUGUUUUUUUUUUUAUCAUAAUAUUAUGAUAUGAUAUUAUUUGCAUCCAACUGCAACAAACAAGAUGCAAUUCCAAUCCAUUGUGAGGCUUAUCGAUUUGGACCCAGGAACUUGUGGUUGAAAGCCAGUAAUCUAGUAAGCCACAUUGUCAGCUAUCAGUUUAUACCACAUGAUGCAAUCAAUAAGUACUGUUAGAAGUAAUGGUCUGCAAUGGUCUCAUGUAGCAUCUGUAUAAGAGUGUUAUAUGAAAUAUAUUCAUUGGAACUUGUUGCAGGCAUUUACAAGACACGAACAAUUGCUCAAUUUCACUGCGUGAACUUCAUUGGCUGCCAAUCAGGCAACGUAUUGCAUUUAAAUUACUUGUUCUGACCUUUGAAGCUCUCCAUCUGAACGAACCUUCAUAUUUACGUUCAAUGAUUUCCUGAUAUACUCCAUCUCGCCGUCUCCGAUCAUCCUCUCAAAUCCUUCUUUCUGUCUCCAAAUGCCGUACCAAAACCUACGGUCAAUGUUCUUUUACUUUUGCUUCUGCCUAUUUCUGGAACCAACUUCCAAAUUACAUAACUUCUUCCAACUUUAUUUAUUUAUUUUUAUUAAGUCACAGCUUAAGACCUAUUUGUUUUCCGGUGGCUUUUCAUGUGCGUUGCGCCUUUUAUCUUGUUUGGAAUUGGCGCCAUAUAAAUUCGAGAUAUUAUUAUUAAUUUAUUUCUUUUUUAUUUUGUCUGUAAAAUAAUAAACAUUAUAGAGCUAUAUUUGCUCUCUGGGUAAUUGAUUUAUUGAUGAUUGUACACCUAUGAUUUCUACAACUCAUGGUAGUUCUACCAUUUUUUGUGCCAAUUAUUUAUUCAAAUCUAUGAUUAGUAUAAAACACAAGGGAUGGUUUACUCAAGAUAUGCUGUCUAUAUUGAGGGAAAACAUAUUAAAGAAAGUACAACAUUGUGAUUUGCUUAGUAAAUCUAAGCCAGUUUCAUGUGAGAAUUACAUUACAUACAUUAAAAUGUUCUUAAAUUAACAGACAAAAAUACCGUUCUUAUAAAUUAACAAUUUUUUCUGUAUAUUUAACUUGUGGUGUAUGUGCUUGCUAGACUGUAAGUGUCUUGAGAGCCAGUGUUCUCUGCUAAUAAAUGGCUUGCUCAAUUGAAUUGUAAACACUUGACAACUGGUACUGGCUCUGUCCCUGUGCAGACUAUUAAAUAUCGUGUGACAAAAACCUGUGACAUGCCUGAAUAUGGUCAUGAUUACAUCACAUCAUGUCCAUAUAUAGGCACAUCAUGACUAUCUUUGAAGUUUGAGUCUGGAUUGAGCUUUGUAUUCUGUUGCAUGGACCCUUAAAUUGGGUGGAUGAGUUUUUUUCACAUUUUGCUAUAGACAGCAUAUCCUUAAUGUAAUCUUUUUUCAGUUAGUCUUGUUAUUUAUUAAUCCAUCAGUGUAUUUCUUCACUGCAAUCUUUAAUUUGUAUAAGCCUUGAGCAUAUCACAAUUUAAGAAGUUAAAAUUUAUUUAUUUGGAAUGGUGGUCUGAAAUGAGUUCCUCCUUAGGUGAUUGUUGGCCUCUGGUGUUUGCUACAGUUUGUAUCAUGUUGCUUGGAGACAGCAUGUAAAAACACCAAUCAGAAGGCUGAUUGCAAGGCAGCUAGAAAAUGGCUUCAGAUCGAAGAUAUUUGAAUAUUUGACAGAAUUGUUUAAUUAGUGACCAAUAGUGUAUUUUUUUUAAUAGAGUAAUUUAGAGUUUUAUUCAAAUAAAAAUUGAAAUGCGAGUUCUUGCUGAAAUUGGAAAAAAUAACUUUAAUGAAUGAUUCAUGUAGGGUUGAUAUGUAGAAUACAAAUUGUAAUGUAAAUAAUUAGUAAUGUGAAUUUGCCUCACUCGGGAUGUGUUAGAAUAUACUCUUGCUUUGGUUCAGGGUUU
Molecule: messenger RNA, 3727 nt
Organism: Anneissia japonica
Lineage: Eukaryota; Metazoa; Echinodermata; Crinoidea; Comatulida; Comatulidae
Product: male-specific lethal 3 homolog
Exons: 11
Coding region: 105-1700 (531 amino acids)
Biological process (GO): regulation of DNA-templated transcription; chromatin organization
Cellular component (GO): NuA4 histone acetyltransferase complex; nucleus; MSL complex
Source: RefSeq, a predicted model, not a curated record